Molecule: messenger RNA, 2739 nt
Organism: Melanomma pulvis-pyrius CBS 109.77
Lineage: Eukaryota; Fungi; Ascomycota; Dothideomycetes; Pleosporales; Melanommataceae
Source: the annotation of a GenBank genome assembly
GCACCAAUUCGCAGAAGCCAGGUGAGGAGUUGCUUCAGACCUUCAAGAACACCUUUCCGCAUCUCGCUGCGACCACGCGCGCGGAGACGCUCAACAACCCCACCACCACGUCGCUCACCGAUGCGCUCGACGUAGCACAUCACAAUCGCCAGUUCGCCGACCAGGAAGAUAUCAAGGACCAGGACCCGACGCCGCGCCCAAACCCCGAGCCCUGGAGAUUUACGCCUUCCCUUCUCGACCCAAACAGCUAUGCUUUCACCUCGUUCGCUAACCAACCGCCUGGAUACUACACUCCCACUCCAAGCGGCACCAACACCCUCUAUCACAGUCAGGCUGGCGACCUGCACACCCCCGGCUUCAGCUUUGGCCUAGGAACUCCCCUCUCGCUGGCCGCCUCCGAGGCCAGCGUGCAUGCUGGCCAUUCCGGACCCAGCAGCCAUUUGCACGGCUUCAAUCCUCACGCCCUGGGAACCCAUCAUCAUUUCCCAACCCAAAAUCCUUUUGCUCUCCAAUCUCAACAUGCGCCCGCCUUUGCGCCGCAUCAGUUCACCCAUGGGCCUUCACCCUUCGAACACCCUCCGCUUGCCCAGACCCAUGAGAACUCGCCCAUGGACAAUGCCAUGCAUGAUGUCGAAAUGCAAGAGAAUUCGCCCUUGCUGGGCUUUACGCCUCAGACGUUUAAUGACAACCUCCAACCCGCGCUCUCGCAUCAGCAGAACCAGAAUUUCCGAUAUCACGUUACUCUGAACGCACCGACAGCCAUGAUCAAGACUUCAGACGAAAUCCCAGUAACGUAUCUCAACAAAGGGCAAGCCUAUUCAAUUGCAUUGGUCGACACCGCUCCUGCCCAGUCAGCGGUUCCAGUCAAGUACAGGACUUUCAUCCGCAUCUCGUUCGAGGAUGAACAGCAACGAGCUCGUCCGGCAUCGUGCUGGCAGUUGUGGAAAGAAGGCCGUGGCACCAACGAAGCCCAUCAAAGAGGAGGGCGUCUCCAAGCCGUCGAAUUCGUUGAUCCAAGCCAGGUCGGCGGUGGAGAUGUGCAGGGACGACCAAAAAUCGAACUCGAAUCCUCCUCAUUCGAUGGUUUCUGUGUGACUUGGACACCCGUUCACAACAGCGCCCCAGAAUGCUCCGUCGCCGUACGGUUCAACUUCUUGUCCACCGACUUCAGCCACUCCAAGGGCGUCAAGGGAAUCCCCGUUCGCUUAUGCGCAAAGACCGAAUUACUCACGAGUGUGCCUGGAUCACCACCGGAGACCGCAAAGGAGCUCUGCUACUGCAAAGUGAAGCUUUUCCGAGAUCACGGGGCCGAACGAAAGCUGUCAAACGACAUUGCACACGUCAAGAAGACCAUCGACAAAUUGAAGCAACAGAUCGCUCAAGCCGAGUCAGGCAUGAAGGAUUUUGGAAAGCGAAAGCGCAGCGGAUCUAUAUCGAAAUCUACCGCUCCCCAACGACCCGGGAAGGUUCCAAAGCACAAGAGAACAUGGUCAAUGUCAUCAGCAAGCUCAGUGUCUGGUGGCCGUGCUCCGGCUGAAGAGGACUUGCAUCUCAAGCUGGCUACUCUUCAAGACAUGUUCAGCUCGACCAGACCUGCAAGCGUCCUCUAUCUGAAGGGAGACGAGCACGACGAUCCGGAUCUACAUCCUGUGCAACUGUCCGGAACACCUCAAGAGUUGGCCAAGAUCGAUACCAACAUUGACACGACAAUGUGGGAGAAACACAGCAUCCAUACUGGACCGACAUCUUCCAUUGUGUCGCCUACGCCGAGUUCGCAAUCUCUGCACUCUGAGCAGCGUCGGGGCUCCACUUUCCAACCACCACCUCCGUUCGUGCCCGUGACGCGAAUGUCGUCGAACGAAUGGAGAAGUCUACCCCAGACAGCAACAAGCGACCUCAAACCCCUCGCGACCAUUACUGCAGGGUCCGACAUCCCGACGAAGGUUCAGCGCCCGUACACUGACGAUCAUUCCCUUUCUGGGUGGAUCGAAGCGUUAGGCGUCGAUCAGACUUAUCAACCGCCACCCGAACCCAUGUUAAAGCCAGUUGCUUGUUUCUUCGUUCAACCCAGGAUCGCCGGGAAACAGCCGGACGAUAAUUAUUUCAGGGCCGUGUACCUGAUGGACCGCACGGUGAAGGCACUCGUUGGGGGAAUCGCAAUGAAGAUCAAUAUUGAACCCACAAAAGUCACCCGAACCAUCCGAAUCAACCAAAAAGGGUUGCAAAUUCUUAUCGACGACGAUGCGGUCCAAGAGAUCCCCGAACAACAGGACAUGACGGCCGAAUUCCACGAAAUUGCAACGCUACCCAUGAAGCGCGAGUGGGACGCGGGCCCGACGGACAUACAGGUGGAUGGCGAUAUUAGUGUCGCCGAAAACGUGAACUCGACAGGCUACGAGCUCCGGCUUCUCUUCUGAAUGCAUGCAUACCAAUAAUGCCAUCGGUCAAACGUCCCACCCAACGUCCCACCCAACGUCCCACCCAACGUCCCGCCCCCGCCUCAACCCCACACCGGUCCCUACCUCGACAGAUAUUACCCCCUAAUGACCAUACCUUAAUGACACCUGUACUAUUCGCACAACCCGAAGCGCUGGCUGGUCGCUUUUCAGGAGAAAUUUGGAUGCUGGAUGGAUACAGGAUACUGAUCUAUUGAUUGAUUAAUUGAUUGAUUGAUUGACCCACUUCACCCCAACGGCGUUGGACCCUUUCUGAUUCGAAGAUACCAUAGCUCUCUUGGAG